Molecule: messenger RNA, 1352 nt
Organism: Mercenaria mercenaria
Lineage: Eukaryota; Metazoa; Mollusca; Bivalvia; Venerida; Veneridae
Product: complement C1q and tumor necrosis factor-related protein 9A-like
Exons: 2
Coding region: 232-867 (211 amino acids)
Molecular function (GO): protein binding
Source: RefSeq, a predicted model, not a curated record
GUGGAAGCCUUUUAAAACACCGUAGUGUUAUUAUCUGAUGCUUAAUUCAUUUGGAAAUGUACCAAGAAUCGCGUAUGUUUUAGACAAAACAUCAUUUUGUUUAUAAAACGACCCUGAAAAAAAUUCCUAGAUGAAAUUAUUUUCAUAAAUACCGUGACGUUUAUCCAUCCCACAGCUGAAUUAUCAUCAAAACAUAUAUUGGAAGCCUCGGAGAAAGAACGGAAAACCAAAAUGAACACUGAAAUUAUAUUACUAGUAAUCGCUGUUCUUACAUCAUUGGAAGCAAGUGCAAAUGAACCGCAAUGUGCUUGCUCGAAGUUUCAUUAUGAGGAGCAAAUGUUAGAGAAAAUGGUGAGAAUGGAAUUUGCUGUGGAAAGUAUGAAGAACGAGAUGAACGACGCGAAGACUAGUGUAACGAAGACAGUGGAAGAAUUCAGUCGUCUUAAAGCAGAGCACGAAAAAACUUUAAAGAAGAACGAUAGCAUACGUCCCGCUUUCACAGCCAGAUUGUCUGCUCAUCUUACAAAGCUUGGACACAACCAGCCAAUCAUCUUUGACAACAUCGUGACCAACGUCGGACAAGCCUAUUCAGGAACCACAGGGGUGUUCACUGUGCCAAAGGAAGGCGUCUAUUAUUUUAUUGCAACUGUAAUGAGCUUUUCUGGACAGCAUGUGGAAACCGAAAUUGUUAAAAAUGGAGAAUCUAUGGUGAAAAUGUACUGCAAUGGCAAAUCUCACGAGCAGGGAACGAGUGGGGUUGUCUUAUACCUGAACGCCGCUGAUGAAGUUUGGGUUAGACAUCUGAAAACAAAUGGCGAACAUGUGUAUGGCUACAAUUGGUCUACAUUUUCCGGUUUUCAAAUUUGACAAUGUUAUUUAUUAUUCAGUUUUUGAAAGGAAUAGUCUCAAUGGUCGAGAUUUACACAAUAACUGUGAUUUCUUGUUUAAUGUGGAAACAAAUAGCUACAUAUUUAUAUAUCGGAGGAAAAAAUCGUACUUCAUGCGCGUUGUGCCUGACAUGUUUUCAAACACUCAUUUAAAGAAUCAUGUUAAAUUUUAGGUCAUCCUGUCGUGAACCAAAGUUCAAAUUUGUGAACUAGGGGAUAUGCGGGAUAUUCCAUCAUGGUAAAAUGUAAUUGGAGAAUAAUGAUGCAUGCGAGUUUGAUUACCUUUAUAAAAUUGAAGAGUAAAAUGUUCUUGUAAAUACAUGCACAAAAUAACAAUAAUACCAGCAGAAAAACUCCUGACAUGUGCAUGUUUUAAUUUAUUGCUUCUUUUAUGAUUUUUUUUUAUUUCCAAAGAAACAUAGCUUGAGGUGAAUUUAGUAGGACAAAAGUUGUUUGUAAAACCAU